AUGGGGGGCUCCAUGGCUGCUCUUAUGGCGGCGGCGGCGGCGGUGUCGCUGCUGAUGCUGCUGGUGUCUUUGGCGGCCACGGACAGAUACGAUCAGGAGACCCGUCGGAUCUUCGUGGAGUGGAAGGGCAAGUACGGACAGUCCUAUAAGGACGUCGGCGAGGAGGAGUGCCGGUACGCGGUGUUCAAGGACACCCGCCGCAUUGUCGACCGGCACAACGCCGCCAGGAUAACCUCAUCCGGCCUCAACGGUCUCAGCGCCCGCAGCAGAGAGGAGAUUCUUCGCGGGAAAGGUUUCCGGAUGGGGGAGGUAUCCUACGAGCAGGAGACCCGCCUCAUGUUCGUGGGGUGGAAGGCCAAGUACGGGAAGACCUACAAAGACGCCGGCGAGGAGGAGUGCCGGUACAAGUUGUUCAAGGGCAAUCGCCGCCUCGUCGUCCAGCUCAACGACGCCGCCGGGGAAACCGCAUACGGCCUCAACCAAUUGGGCGACCUCACCAACGAGGAGGUCCGCGCAUGCUGCUACGGGCGUGGGGAGUUCCGGAACAACCCGGAGAUAGAUGGAAAGCUGAGCGCCAGGUGCCAGGCCGCUGCCGCCGACCUUGUGGACACCGUCGAAGGGAGGCUGAGCCUGAGGACCACUCCGUCGCCUCGCCGCCGCCGCCCGCCGCCCGCCCGCAGCCUCUCCGAUUGGAUUCCUCCGCAGAAUCACCCCCACACCCGAGGUGAUGCUGAAACAAAGAUUGCCUUGCUCGUAGCAGAUGGCGAGGACCCAGGGAGGAAGGAAACCAUGUUGUUCCCGCAUGGCGCCGGUAAUUUGGGUGGCGUGCAGGAUGCAGCUUCCCCUAACGCUACUAGUGCGCCUCAUACGCUCGUCAUCAAGAAUAUCCCCAUUUGGUAUAGUAAUUUGGUGUUGUUCAAACAAGAAAGUUUAAGACGCCCAAGACUGAAGGUGAUGGUUUUUGCAGAUCAAGUGGUGGCCACUUUGUGGAGGGAUGUGGUUCAGUCCAUGGAAGACGUGAGGAUGCUCUCAUGUAGUACCAAGGGGCAGCUGCACGACAAAGAGUUGGGAGCAGGGACGCGAGCUGGUGCAUGAGAGGCGGAAGUUCAGACGGUUCAUUCAGAGCAUAUACGACUUCUGUAUCUUUUCUAAAGAAG
Messenger RNA from Lolium rigidum, 1157 nucleotides. RefSeq lists its product as uncharacterized. The coding region runs from base 1 to 1095 and encodes 364 amino acids. Lineage: Eukaryota; Viridiplantae; Streptophyta; Magnoliopsida; Poales; Poaceae. The transcript is spliced from 7 exons. The record is from RefSeq and is a predicted model, not a curated record.